Messenger RNA from Panicum hallii, 1178 nucleotides. Its product is annotated as NAC domain-containing protein 22. Gene Ontology annotation, molecular function: DNA binding. The record is from RefSeq and is a predicted model, not a curated record. Gene Ontology annotation, biological process: regulation of DNA-templated transcription. The transcript is spliced from 3 exons. The coding region runs from base 89 to 1036 and encodes 315 amino acids. NCBI's taxonomy places the organism in Eukaryota, Viridiplantae, Streptophyta, Magnoliopsida, Poales, Poaceae.
GACCGGUGCAAGGCGAAGCAAGCAGAUCGGUCGGAGAACGAACACUUGAGGCGGCCGGCGUAGCACGAGAGGCAGAACACCGGUGGCAAUGGCUGGGGCGUCCAUGGAAGUGGAGCAGGACCUCCCGGGCUUCCGGUUCCACCCCACCGAGGAGGAGCUCCUCGACUUCUACCUCGACCGCAUGGUCCACGGCAAGAAGCUCCACUUCGACAUCAUCGGCACGCUCAACAUCUACCGCCACGACCCCUGGGACCUUCCUGCGAUGGCGAAGAUCGGGGAGAGGGAGUGGUACUUCUUCGUGCCGCGGGACCGGAAGGCCGGCAGCGGCGGGCGGCCGAAUCGGACGACGGAGCGCGGGUUCUGGAAGGCCACGGGGUCGGACAGGGCCAUCCGGAGCAGCGCCGACGCCAAGCGGGUGAUCGGGCUCAAGAAGACGCUCGUCUUCUACCAGGGGCGCGCCCCGCGGGGCACCAAGACGGACUGGGUCAUGAACGAGUACCGCCUCCCCGACUCCGGCGCCGGCCGCGGAGCACGAACACCGCCGCCUCCCAAGGAGGACAUGGUGCUAUGCAAGAUCUACAGGAAAGCCACCCCACUGAAGGAGCUGGAACAGAGAGCCUCUGCCAUGGAGGAGAUGCAGAGGCGCAGCAACGCACCGUACUACACGAACCCGGCCAGGGCACCCCAGGUCCAGGCCGCGGCCUCCGCCGGCGACGACUACCUGUCCUCGGACGACGCCCACGACAGCUUCCUGUUCCCCGUCUCGUCCUCGUCGGCGCCAUCGGGCGACAGCUACAGCCCGCCCAUGGAAGCCAAGCAGGAAGCGGACGCCACGGUCACGGUGGCGUCGAUGUCCCUGAUGCAGGCGGCGAACAUGGGCAUCGUGCAGCCCCCGGCGGUGAGGCACGGCGACCUGCCCUGCCUGCAGGUGCCAACGAACCAUGGAGUCCUGGACUGGAUGCAGGACCUGUCCCAGCUACGCAGCCCAUGGCAGGACCAGUUUUUCUUGUCGCCCUUGGCGCAUCUGCUCUCUUGAAGGGACGAUGCUGGAAGAAGGUGAAGGAAGAGUGUCCCAACCUAGUCGCGUCAUCAAAAUGGGUUUCCGGUUCAGCUUGCAAGGGCGAGCUGCAAGCGUGAUGCUAGUUUAGAUGUGAAUUCGGUUGUACAUACUGAAACUG